Messenger RNA from Phycodurus eques (leafy seadragon), 3496 nucleotides. Its product is annotated as ETS-related transcription factor Elf-1-like. Gene Ontology annotation, biological process: cell differentiation; regulation of transcription by RNA polymerase II. Gene Ontology annotation, molecular function: sequence-specific DNA binding; DNA-binding transcription factor activity, RNA polymerase II-specific. Gene Ontology annotation, cellular component: nucleus. Bases 1022 to 2218 code for a protein of 398 amino acids. Lineage: Eukaryota; Metazoa; Chordata; Actinopteri; Syngnathiformes; Syngnathidae. The record is from RefSeq and is a predicted model, not a curated record. The transcript has 7 exons.
GCUUCCUGUGUGAUAAGUGACCCAAACAUUUUCGCAGGCUCCAUCGCAACCUGCACUCAGACGCCCUUUUUGAAGCUUUGGUGGGAAAAAAAAAAUCAACAACUGUGACGCCGCUAAGGUUGGGGGAGGAACAGAAUUCAAAUUCAUUCCUUACCGCUAUUUUCCAGCAAUGAAAGCUACUGUGUAGCCAUUACCGCGGUGUGAAAAGAGCUGUAGGUUCACCACCAUGUUGAUGAAUUCUCUUUUAAAGUUGCAAAUAAGAAGCGUCUGUGCAACAGCAGGAGAGACUUGAAUCCCCAACGCAUUUCACUUUCCCCCCAGAAUUAUUCAAAGGCGGUAGAUCGAGCAGCAAGAACGAUCGGAGGACCCGUUCGAUGAUUCCAAAACAACCGCGUUGAUUCUCAAUGUUCAGGAAUGCGAACGGGGCGGCUGGGGGACCUUGAACGUUCGGAGUUCAACGCCAGCUGCUUCCGCAGCGUUGCACGCGCACGCCGCAGUGCAAGCGCUUCCUUCCUUCCUGUCGGCGGUUUGGCCUCUUUUUCGAAGAUGCGAGUGAGAUGCGUGAUAGUCAGAAGCAGACUUGACUGUUUUCGGACGAGCAGAGCAGUAUGCAAUCGGUGUCUAUUGUGGCUGGACUCCACUGUGCGUUACUAAUUUCUCUCUUUUUUUUCUGACAGUUUCCAGUCUGACCGCAGGACGACACAUUUCAUUGCAGCGACUUCCCCGGCGAACGCUAUUUCCUCUGACAACUUAGUCUUGCGCUAAUCUCGUACGCCUCCGUUCGCUGUCGAGAUGCCAGUAGCGUCGCUUCCUGUGAUACGUGUUCCUCAAGUCGACCGCAACUGUCCUCUGUUAUUCAUCAGCCCGAGAAGAGCAUCUGCCCAUGAAGAGACGAGCGCACCUUUUAGUUGUCAAGAGGACGCUUGUGAUGCGAUAGUCAUCUAGUCGGAUCUGCAGGCGCGUUUGGCAUUUUCAGCCAUGCUACAACAAUCAGAGCUGAUUUUCGACUUCGCCAGUGAUCAUGUUAACCUGUCGGAGUUGGGGCUUCGCUCGGAUUUCCCUGCGGUGCUGGUGGAGCAGAUCGCAUAUUCGAGCUUCUUGCGUGACGAGCCGCUUCAAGCAUCUCACCUAUUGUGGUUAUGCGCUGUUCUUCACGCUGUGCUCUAAAGUGGAGGAGCCGACCGAAAGUGGAGACGAGGAGACCAUGGAAACACUUGUUGCUGCAGACUCACUUCUGGACUUGGACUGUCCUGAUACCCUGUCGCUGGAACACUACUCCCAGACCUUUCUGCCAGCGCUGGGCGAUGUCAUCACUGCUCCUGUCACUCAGUUGACUUUGUCUGCAGAGGGGAUUGUGGGAACUGUUGAAGAGCCAGAAUGGCACACGUUGCACACAAAUGAACCCGCGACACAGCUGCAGUCCAAACAGAGAAGUAAAAAACGACAUCGAAGGGCGGAGUCUCCUACUCCUGACAUAAAAGUGAAACGGGAUAAAUACAAUAAAGGUGGAACCACGCUCUACCUGUGGCAGUUUCUGAUGGAGUUGCUGCAGGACAGACAAGUUUGCCCCCGCUACAUUAAAUGGACUAAUCCCAACGCAGGGAUCUUCAAGCUGGUCAACUCAAAGGCGGUGGCGAGACUCUGGGGCAAACACAAGAACAAGCCAGAUAUGAAUUAUGAGACCAUGGGCCGAGCACUCAGGUAUUAUUACCAAAGAGGCAUCCUGAAUAAGGUUGAAGGCCAGCGCCUUGUCUACCAAUUCACCUCACUCCCCAAAGACAUGAUCUACAUCACGGACGGCGACAAAGAGGAAGAAGAACGCGAUGACAACAGUGCUAAUGAUGGAGUGAGUGAGGAUUCUGAUGACAGCACAGUAUCUACAAGUGAUCAAUCGGCGAAGGAGGAAGAUUCCAUCCCACCAAAGAAGACGUCAUUUUGCUCGGUCCAGCGGAUUAGGCCGACUCGUGACACCGUCCUUCGACCCGCCAGCUCCAGCCUCAUCCAGGAGCAACAUUUGCCCAUCGUGUCUGCCGAGAUGUUGCGCACCCUUCAGAACCUGCAGAAGGUCCAGUCCCUCCAGCCGGCCGGUCGCGCCUCCGUCUUCAAAACGGCUCAGCUGCUGGGGAGUCUGUGUGAGCAACAGGAUUCCCAGCAAGGAACCAAAGCUUCUCAGGUGGAGAUCUCGAAGCUGGUGCCUCGUAUUGGCUCUGACCAGUAGAUUACCGAGUCGCGCGCACACACACAUGCAUACGCACACACGCAUACGCACACACUCGCACACUCACUCACUCCACUGAGCUGCAUUGUCAGCGAGCGUUUGGAUUUGAAAGAACCAAAACAAAGCCCGUAGCAGAUGACAAAAGCUCCUGAUGUCCUGAAUGGUCCUCUCAGUCCCUUGUAUCUGGUAAAUGCACAAGAAACCAAAGACAUGCACUGGAACCUGCAGCGUUUCUGCACGCAGCCCCUGCUUGCACUUCUGAGUGGCACACUGUGCUCCUCCGCCAUGAUUCUCGCUCCGUGUAACCUCUCUCGUGCUCAAUCAUUCCUCUGCCUUGACAAUGACUUUGCACUAAGUAAUGUUUAUCCCUGCUGUACGUUUCUUCUUGAAGUGCCUGAUGAGCUCAGUGUAUCCUGUCCCUUCUUACUCUUGCUGAGGGUAGUAAGGGAAACAUUCCACUUUUUUUAAGAUUAUGGAAUUAUGUUUGUGUUUCGAAUUGCUAAAAAUAAGGGAUCACUGUUCGAGUAGUAAUUUAGCACUGCUGCUGUUAAUAUUUGAGGUACAGUAUCUACAGCAGACUCCUUUUUGUUUUUGACAAUCACGAGUGAUCUCGGUCUUUUAUUUAGCUACUGUGUCGCCUGGAGUCACACUGCAACUAUGGAGCUUACCUGCUAUGCACUUGUUGUUUAUUGAACCAUAUAUAUUUGCCUAUUUGGAACUCUAAAGCUUUGAUAUAUUUACUUAUUGUGUAUUUACUGUGUGUCAGUGAACAUGCUUGACUUGUGCCUUGUUGCCAUUUUUUCUCUCUCAGGUUUUGUUUUGCUUAUAUGCAAAAAGUAGAAUGGCUGGCCUUUCAUAAUGAAGUAAUGAGAAGGUCAAUGUUUUUUUGUACAAGUUUAUUACAUUUAGUUGCUGCCUUUGUUUGAACCUCUUUAAGGCAGCCCACAAGUUUCAGAGCACUCCUCACAAAAACUGAACUCAAAAGUCAAAUUCAGAUGUUUGCGUAAAACAACAUCUGUGACAAUACCUUAGGUUGCGAGUUAGAACUGCCUGUGCGCCCCUUGGACCCCUAUGCAAAAUGUUUUCUACUUCUUGGAGUCAUUUGGAUUCCUGUCUGUUUGCGUUAUGUUGAGAUGUCUCGAUUCAAUGAGUUUAAAAGAUACGGAUUUGUAAGAUUUUAGCAGAGGGAAUCUUGGCAUUUGUUUUGUUGUUUUGUCUGCUUUGAUGAAGUUAAAGAUAAUGCCCUGCAUUCAUCAAAUAAAUAUACUCUGUUCAGUU